AUGGUGGAAGCGUGGUAUAUGGACGAGUCCGCGGACGACCAGAGGAAGCCCCACCGACUGGAGCCCGACCGCCCGGUCGGCCUGGAGCAACUGCGUCAGCUUGGUGUCUUUUACUGGAAAUUGGAUGCUGACAAAUAUGAGAAUGAUCCAGAAUUAGAAAAGAUCCGAAAAGAGAGAAACUACUCCUGGACCGACAUAAUAACAAUAUCCAAAGAUAAACUACCAAAUUAUGAAGAAAAGAUUAAAAUGUUUUACGAGGAGCAUUUACACUUGGAUGAUGAAAUUCGAUACAUUCUGGAUGGAAGUGGCUACUUUGAUGUGAGAGAUAAAGAGGACAAGUGGAUCCGGAUCUUCAUGGAGAAAGGAGACAUGAUAACCCUUCCUGCAGGCAUUUACCACCGCUUCACCCUGGAUGAAAAGAAUUAUGUCAAGGCCAUGCGGCUGUUUGUUGGGGAGCCAGUAUGGACUGCGUACAACCGGCCCGCCGACCAUUUCGAUGCUCGAGGACAGUACAUGAAGUUUUUGGCACAGACGGCAUAG
Molecule: messenger RNA, 540 nt
Organism: Loxodonta africana (African savanna elephant)
Lineage: Eukaryota; Metazoa; Chordata; Mammalia; Proboscidea; Elephantidae
Gene: ADI1
Product: acireductone dioxygenase 1
Molecular function (GO): acireductone dioxygenase [iron(II)-requiring] activity
Source: RefSeq, marked validated